Asparagus officinalis (garden asparagus) is the source of this 1266-nucleotide messenger RNA. RefSeq names its product bifunctional cystathionine gamma-lyase/cysteine synthase-like. The coding region runs from base 65 to 1087 and encodes 340 amino acids. The transcript is spliced from 7 exons. Gene Ontology annotation, cellular component: cytoplasm. Lineage: Eukaryota; Viridiplantae; Streptophyta; Magnoliopsida; Asparagales; Asparagaceae. The record is from RefSeq and is a predicted model, not a curated record. Gene Ontology annotation, molecular function: cysteine synthase activity.
AAGAUAGAGCGCUCGUGGGUCUCGCUGUAGAGAGGGAAAUUGAGGAAACAACAACCAGAAGGAAAUGGAAGUUAGAAGAGGCCUAGCUUCUUUUGCUUCGGCGCAUAAUGAUGGUGAUAGAGAGAACAUUGUCUCAGACAUCACCCAGCUUGUAGGAUGGACACCAUUGAUAGAACUGAAAAAUAUAGCGAAAAAGGAAGGAGUUGAUGCUCGAUUAAUCGCUAAAAUGGAGUUCUACCAACCUCUUUCUUCAGUAAAAGACCGUACUGCGCUCAGAAUGAUGGAGGAUGCUGAGGAGAAGGGUCUGAUUAAACCUGGGAUCACGAUAUUAGUUGAAGGCACAGGUGGAAAUUUAGGGAUUGCUUUGGCUUACGUAGCUGCAAGAAAAGGUUACAAGUUCAUUGGAGUCAUGCCUGCUUAUUAUUCACUUGAUAAAAGGAUGCUAUUGAAAUAUUUGGGCGCCGAAGUUUACAUAACUGAUCCUAAACAUGGAUUUCAGGGAAUGGUUGAAAGAAUUGAGCAGCUGAAAGAGAAUGAUCCAAAUGUUUAUGUUCUUGAUCAGUUUACCAAUCCAGCAAAUCCUGAUGCACAUUUUACAGGCACCGGACCAGAGAUUUGGAAUGACACGGCGGGAAAGGUAGACAUCUUUGUAUGUGGUACUGGAUCAGGAGGUACAUUGACCGGUGUAGGAAAAUAUCUCAAAAUGAAAAAUCCCGAUAUCAAAAUAAUUUGCGUUGAACCUGCAGAAAGUGCAGUCCUUUCAGGGGGUCAACCGGGUCCUCACAAUAUCCAAGGGAUAGGGCCGGGUAUCAUUCCAAAGAAUGUGGAUAUGUCGCAUGUUGAUGAGAUCAUAACAGUAACCACAGAGGAAGUAAUGGUUCAUGCAAGAAGGAUUGCAAGAGAAGAAGGUUUGCUUGUAGGCAUAUCCUCAGGAGCAAACUUAACUGCAUGCUUAAAGGUUGCGAAGAGAGUUGAAAACAAAGGCAAGAUGAUUGUUACGAUGUUUUCAAGUGGAGGAGAGAGAUAUAUCAGCACACAGUUGUUUGAUGAGGUCAGGGAUGAAUGCGCUAAUAUGAGCUUCUCAUAGAUUUUACGUAUCUGCACGAGAUGCUUUGUAUCCAAAUCUCCUGUUGUCAUUUGAAAUAAAAAAAGGAUUCUUAAGAUACGUUUGUUCAAGCUUAAAAACCAAGGUACAGAGUGUUUUAACCUUUUGCAUAAGGAACUAUCUUGAUGGUGAUUAUGAUGUUAAUUUGCCUUGGGACUUCA